ACGGUGUUUUAAAGUAUCGCGCCGUGUAGAGAUGCAGGGAUGAGGCGAGCUCGUGCAGCGCACGCUGGAAAGUUGCGUUUGACGUAUAGAGCUUUUUGACCGCACGCGCAGCUUUUCCUCAGCUCCUCGCUGCUGACAUUCUGCGUGUGAUGUUUAUUGUACGAACGCCACGAUUGAGGUAUAUAUCACCGUUUUAGCGGCAACAAAGAGAGGAUCGUGCGAUAUUACUUCAGUGCUCCUGCUCUGCGGCUUCUGACGUGUUAUCUAAGACUGGGUGACCCGCGAAGAAGAUCUCCUUGGACUGAUUUGUUCCAGUCACCAUGAAAGCGACACCACGGGCUAAAGGGAAUGGCCUGUGAGUUAUCCCAGUCCUGCCACCUGCAGUCGGGCAUCCUCCUCCUCCUCCUCUGAAGGACGUCAGCUGUUUAUGGGAACUACUGGCAUCGGUCUCUUGAGGAUAUAGCUCUCCUUUUGGGACGCCAUUUUCCACCCUUGCUGACACAGUGUAGCCAGGAGACAUGGCUAACAACUCGUACAGCGGGGUGAAGAACUCUGUGGCCGAGCCCAAUCACGAUGGAGAGUUUGGCUGCUCGGUUAAAGACUUGUGCACUCUCAUGGAACUGCGGGGGGCUGAUGCAAUACAAAAAAUCGAAGAUUCUUACGGGGACGUUAAAGGAAUUUGCAGCAGACUGAAAACGUCGCCCGUAGAUGGAUUAAGUGGGCAGCCCUCAGAUAUCGAAAAGAGAAAAGCAACAUUUGGGCAAAAUUUCAUACCUCCUAAAAAGCCAAAAACAUUUCUCCAGUUAGUGUGGGAAGCAUUACAGGAUGUAACGCUGAUCAUUUUGGAAGUGGCAGCAAUAGUUUCUUUAGGCCUUUCUUUUUAUAAACCUCCGAACACAGAAGGAAUAGACUGCGGGGAGGCAAAAGGAGGAGCGCAAGAUGAAGGUGAAGCAGAGGCCGGGUGGAUAGAAGGAGCAGCUAUCCUCCUGUCUGUUGUUUGUGUGGUGCUCGUAACGGCCUUUAACGAUUGGAGCAAAGAAAAGCAGUUCCGCGGCUUGCAGAACAGAAUUGAACAAGAACAAAAGUUUUCGGUGGUUCGCGGAGCGCAAGUUAUUCAGAUUCCUGUGGCAGAGAUCGUUGUUGGGGACGUUGCGCAAAUCAACUAUGGUGACCUCCUGCCUGCUGAUGGCGUUCUCAUCCAGGGCAAUGACCUAAAAAUUGAUGAGAGUGCUUUAACUGGAGAGUGUGAUCAUGUGAAAAAAACGCUGCAGAAGGAUCCAAUGCUGCUGUCAGGAACUCAUGUCAUGGAGGGUUCUGGAAAAAUGCUGGUCACUGCUGUCGGAGUCAAUUCCCAAUCUGGAAUUAUCUACACGUUAUUGGGUGCGGGAGAAGAAGAAGAGGAGGAUGACGAUAAAGAAAAGAAAAAAGAGAAAAAGAAGGAAAAGAAAAAUAAAAAGCAGGAUGGCUCUGUUGAGAACAGAAAAAAAGCUAAAGCCCAAGAUGGAGCCGCAAUGGAGAUGCAGCCUCUAAACAGCGAUGAAGGGGCAGAGGGUGAAGAGAAGAAAAAAAGCAACUUGCCAAAGAAGGAGAAAUCGGUUUUGCAAGGGAAACUGACCAAAUUAGCGGUCCAAAUCGGCAAAGCAGGUCUGAUAAUGUCAGCUGUCACCGUGAUCAUAUUGGUGGUACUGUUUGUGGUCGACACAUUCUGGGUCCGGAAUUUUCCUUGGACGGCGGAGUGCACACCCAUCUACAUCCAGUUCUUCGUCAAGUUCUUUAUCAUCGGCGUGACUGUGCUGGUGGUGGCUGUCCCUGAGGGACUUCCUCUGGCUGUAACCAUCUCGCUGGCUUAUUCCGUAAAGAAAAUGAUGAAGGAUAAUAAUUUGGUGAGGCAUCUUGAUGCCUGUGAAACCAUGGGCAAUGCAACAGCCAUCUGUUCCGAUAAGACGGGUACUCUGACCAUGAACCGAAUGAGGGUUGUUCAGGUUUUUAUCGCUGACAAGCACUACAGGAAGGUCCCCGAGCCUGAUGUCAUUCCUGCCAGCAUAAUGGACGUGCUCAUACUGGGCAUCAGUGUCAACUGCGGUUAUACCACCAAAAUCAUGCCCCCUGAAAAGGAGGGAGGCCUACAACGUCAGGUGGGCAACAAAACCGAAUGUGCCUUGCUGAGCUUUGUUUUGGAUCUGAAAAAAGACUAUCAAGCAAUCCGCAAUGAAAUCCCCGAAGAGAAGCUUUACAAAGUCUACACCUUCAACUCCGUCAGGAAAUCCAUGGGCACCGUGCUAAAGAACGCUGACGGCGGCUUUCGGUUAUUCAGCAAAGGAGCCUCAGAAAUUCUGCUGAGAAAGUGUUUCAAAAUCCUAACUGCAACUGGUGAGGCAAAGAUUUUUCGUCCCAGGGAUAGAGAUGACAUGGUGAAGAGAGUGAUCGAACCCAUGGCUUCUGAGGGAUUGAGGACCAUCUGCCUGGCUUACAGGGACUUUCCCGCCUCGGAAGGAGAACCCAAUUGGGAAAAUGAGACUGAAAUUCUUACUAGGCUAACGUGUAUUUGUGUGGUGGGCAUUGAGGACCCAGUCAGACCAGAGGUCCCCGAUGCCAUUAAGAAGUGCCAGCGUGCUGGAAUUACGGUACGCAUGGUCACCGGGGACAACCUGAACACUGCCCGCGCUAUAGCAAGUAAGUGUGGCAUUCUGCUGCCUGGGGAUGAUUUCCUCUGCUUGGAGGGCAAAGAGUUCAACCGUCGGAUUCGUAAUGAAAAGGGAGAGAUCGAACAGGAGCGGAUUGACAAGAUAUGGCCUAAACUCCGGGUCCUGGCAAGAUCUUCACCUACAGACAAACAUACACUAGUUAAAGGCAUAAUUGAUAGCACUGUCUUGGAGCAGAGGCAGGUUGUGGCGGUAACAGGGGAUGGCACAAACGAUGGCCCCGCCUUAAAAAAGGCAGAUGUUGGUUUUGCAAUGGGCAUCGCUGGAACAGACGUGGCUAAAGAAGCCUCGGACAUCAUUCUCACCGACGACAAUUUCAGCAGUAUCGUCAAGGCUGUCAUGUGGGGGAGGAACGUGUACGACAGCAUUUCCAAAUUCCUCCAGUUUCAGCUUACCGUAAACGUGGUGGCUGUGAUCGUGGCCUUUACAGGAGCUUGCAUCACACAGGACUCUCCUUUGAAAGCAGUACAGAUGUUAUGGGUGAAUCUAAUUAUGGAUACAUUUGCCUCUUUGGCCUUGGCCACCGAACCCCCCACCGAAUCUCUUUUGCUGAGAAAGCCUUACGGCCGGAAUAAGCCCCUCAUCUCGAGAACGAUGAUGAAGAACAUAUUGGGUCAUGCCAUCUACCAGCUCAUCAUCAUCUUCACGCUACUCUUUGCCGGCGAGAAGAUAUUCGACAUAGACAGUGGACGCAAUGCUCCUCUUCACGCCGCCCCUUCCGAGCACUACACCAUCGUAUUCAACACAUUUGUGAUGAUGCAGCUGUUUAACGAAAUCAACGCACGAAAGAUCCACGGAGAACGGAAUGUCUUCGAAGGCAUUUUUAACAAUCUUAUCUUCUGUUCUAUCGUCUUUGGGACAUUUGUUAUUCAGAUUGUAAUUGUGCAGUUUGGAGGAAAGCCGUUCAGCUGCGUCGGGCUUAACAUUGAACAGUGGCUAUGGUGCAUCUUCUUGGGCUUCGGGUGUCUACUCUGGGGACAGGUCAUCUCCUCUAUCCCCACGAGCCGGCUGAAGUUCUUGAAGGCGGCGGGGCACGGAACGCAGAAGGAUGAAAUCCCAGAUGAGGAGCUGGAGGAAAUGGAGGACCAGGAUGAAAUCGAUUACGCUGAGCGAGAGCUCCGCAGAGGACAGAUCCUCUGGUUUAGAGGCCUCAAUCGCAUUCAGACUCAGAUGGAUGUAGUGAGUGCGUUCCAGAGCGGAGUUUCCUUGCAGGCGGCCAUGAGGCGCCAGCCCUCCAGCUCCAGCCAACAGCACGAUAUCCGAGUGGUGAACGCAUUCCGGAGCUCGCUGUCGCCCUAUGAGGGCUUGGAAAAGCCAGAGUCUCGCAGCUCCAUCCACAACUUUAUGACCCACCCGGAGUUCAGAAUAGAAGACUCGGAGCCUCACAUCCCUCUCAUCGACGACACGGACGCAGAGGACGAUGCCCCAACUAAGAGAAACGCUACACCCAGUCCAUCUCUCCCACCAUCGCCCAAUCAGAACAAUAAUGCCGGUGACAGUUGCAUCCACCUCUUCUUGGAUCCUAGCAAGCCAGCCACACCCUCGGCUCCUGGAAGCCCAAUGCACAGCUUAGAGACGUCCCUUUGAUUAGCUCCGCCCCUCAGUACGAAAGACAACACCUGAGACUUAAGCCUGGAGAACUCUUAGAUGAGAGGGGCGGAGCCAGGAACCUUUUGGGAGCUUAGCUCUUAGCCUUCGCUUCUUUAUUUCUGGAUGGUCUUGUACAUUUUGUUCUUUUGCCCUUUGCUUAUUCAAACACUGAUUCAUUUGGCUGUUAAUAUUUUGAAUUAUUUAUGUUUUUUGGAAGACACAGGUCUGUUUACAAAGUUUGUAGAUACUUGUUUUUUUUUUUUUUUCUUGAAAACUGGGGACAAAUGAAAUAUAAGUUUUAUUUGUUAUAUAGUUGUAGAUACCUUCUAGCCAAAUAGACAACACUAAGGCUUCUAUAGCAGUGAGCAGAGGUAUUGAGGUCCAUAGGAGGUUUGUGAUUGGAUAGAUAAGUGGAGGGGCUGUAGACAAAAGUCAAGCGUUUUAAUUUAAGAUUUUGUCUUCCUUUUGUCUCGGUCAAAAAGAAAAAAUAAAGAAAGGAGAAAAGAUUGAAUUGCUUUGAAAUUUUGUUUGAUAUCUUUAACUUUUUUGUUUGUCGAUCAUACGAAAAAUAGUUUUUUGUUUCUUAUUCCAUAAAGAUUGCUGUUAAGAAAACGUU
Misgurnus anguillicaudatus (oriental weatherfish) is the source of this 4908-nucleotide messenger RNA. It is a transcript of the gene atp2b1a, whose product is annotated as ATPase plasma membrane Ca2+ transporting 1a. The record is from RefSeq and is a predicted model, not a curated record. Gene Ontology annotation, cellular component: plasma membrane; intracellular membrane-bounded organelle. Lineage: Eukaryota; Metazoa; Chordata; Actinopteri; Cypriniformes; Cobitidae. Gene Ontology annotation, biological process: calcium ion transmembrane transport; regulation of cytosolic calcium ion concentration. Gene Ontology annotation, molecular function: ATP hydrolysis activity; ATP binding; PDZ domain binding.